UACUGAUUAGAAUCCAUAUAACUUGGUACUUGAAUUUUAAAAUUUAUAAAUAUUUAAUUUAAAUGUGUUUUUGCAUGAAUAUAGUCCUAAUUUAGAGUUAUAGAUCUUUGGGUUUUAGUUGAUCGUUGAACAAUCUAAAUUUUGGUGAAGAAAUAAUUUUAAAAAUAUUGAAGAAGAAUAAUAUUAUUUGUUAUCUAUUUUCAAUUUAAUAAAAUGGACACAAAUGAAACUGAUGGAGCUAAUGGAAAUGUUGAAACUAAAAAAAUAGAAGAAGAAGGUACUGAAAGAGUGGACGAAAAUGGAGUAAAAUAUAUUAUAUAUGAAGAAAAUCAAGUGGAAAUAGAUGAAAAUGCUGAAGAGUUAGAUUUAAAUCAUCAAAGACUAGAUAAAAUUGAAAACUUUGAAAACAUGCUAAGUCUUCGCUCUUUAUGUCUACGUUGGAAUCAUAUAAAGAAAAUCGAAAAUAUUCAAAUGCUCGUUUCUCUUAAUGAACUUGAUUUAUAUGAUAACCAAAUCACUAAAAUUGAAAAUUUAUCCAGUCUAGUAAACUUGAAAGUGCUUGAUUUAUCGUUCAAUCGCAUAAAAGAAAUUGAAGGUCUUGAACAGUUGAUCAAUUUAGAAAAAUUGUAUUUAUCCAGUAAUCGAAUAACUAAAAUUACAAAUGUUAAUCAUUUAUUAAAUCUUCAAAUGUUGGAAUUGGGAGAUAAUAAAAUUAAGACAAUUGAAAAUAUUGAAUGUCUCACUGGUCUUACUGAAUUAUACUUUGGGAAAAAUAAAAUUGAUAAAAUACAAAAUUUAGAUACAUUGGUCAACUUAAAAAUAUUAAGCUUACAAAAUAACAGUUUAACCAAAAUUGAAAAUCUUAAUGAGUUGAAAAAACUGGAUGAAUUGUAUCUAUCUGAAAACGGAAUCACUGUAAUUGAAAAUCUCAAUGAUAAUAUUAAUCUUGGAACUCUAGAUUUGUCUAUGAAUAAAAUUUCUAGAAUUGAAAAUAUAAUACAUUUACAAAACUUAACAGAAUUUUGGAUUAACGACAACCAAAUAAAUGAUUGGAAUAAUGUCCAAAUUUUGGAAAAUUUGAAGAAACUAGAAACUAUAUACUUGGAACACAAUCCAUUAAGCAAGGACAGUGCAUAUAGACGAAAAAUUAAAUUAAUUAUGCCAUGGAUUGCCCAAAUUGAUGCUACAUUGGCUCGAUAAAUUAUUUAAAUUGACUAAAAAGCUUUUUUUAAAUAGGUAACUCACUUAUAUCAUUAUACAAUGUUCUUAAUAUUAUAGUUUUUCUUUGUAUUAAUAAUUAAUUUGUAUAAUUAAAAGUUCUCAACUAAAAAUAUAUUUAUAUGAUGAUUGUGAAUUGAAACACUAAUAUAUUAUGUAUAAUAAAUAAAAAUAAGAUUUUAAAA
This is a messenger RNA of Aphis gossypii (cotton aphid), 1403 nucleotides long. RefSeq names its product protein phosphatase 1 regulatory subunit 7 (gene sds22). Gene Ontology annotation, molecular function: protein binding. The record is from RefSeq and is a predicted model, not a curated record. Bases 214 to 1200 code for a protein of 328 amino acids. The transcript is spliced from 6 exons. Lineage: Eukaryota; Metazoa; Arthropoda; Insecta; Hemiptera; Aphididae.